Messenger RNA from Orbicella faveolata, 4088 nucleotides. Its product is annotated as disks large-associated protein 1-like. Gene Ontology annotation, biological process: signaling. The record is from RefSeq and is a predicted model, not a curated record. Gene Ontology annotation, cellular component: postsynaptic specialization; glutamatergic synapse. NCBI's taxonomy places the organism in Eukaryota, Metazoa, Cnidaria, Anthozoa, Scleractinia, Merulinidae. Gene Ontology annotation, molecular function: molecular adaptor activity.
ACAGUUUCGACGAUUCGUUUCAAAACUUCUGGAGCUCUCGUCGUUAUUUGCAAUUUACUUAAGAGGUCAAACGAAUAAGGCUGUUUUGUAAACAGUGCAGACUGUUCGUGACAUCGCCCAAGAUUAAAGCAAGAGGCUUUUUAGACGGCAUGCGGUCUUCUGCCGGUGCAGGUGGCGUCGUGUCGUCGUAAACAGCUUGGGAAGUCGAGCGUUACGGGUCUGAGCCGCAAGACCGGAAUUCCAUAGAUCUCCCUUCACUACAAGUUACGAAACGCCCGAAGGGAAGUUGAACAAUGCAGCACCCUUGAAAGUCGUUUAUUGGCUUCACAUAGGAAAAUUUUUGCCGUAGUAUAUUGGGUCACCGAAUUGUACAAGUCAUUUCAAAACGUGACGCAUUUUGCUUCUCGCAAUCCAGUCGUCAAUUUUAGUUUAUAUUUCUACUCGCUUCGUGUCGUCUCGUGUCACUGAGCGUCGGCAAAUCGGACUUUGUGUGGCGUGAGAAAAUGAAUAAUAGUAUUCUAGGGAAUGGAAGUCAGCGAUCAGAGUUGGUAAUAUUUGUGUCCAAAGGAAAACGGUAUGGACCUAUAAUGGCUUCUGUUCCUGCGAACAAGGAAAAUGUCUCUCCUGAGAAAGACAUGGACUGUUUGUCAGACAGUUUUCAAAAGAGUCUCGCUUUGAAUCACGUCGAGAAAGAUGGGCGCUAUUUCCUCGAUUUAAUGGAUAGGGAAAGCGAACGAUUAACAAAGCUUUGUCAAGCUACAGAGCAAGAGAUGGCGAGUAAAUCACUACCAGAAGAUGCUUGUGGGAAAAUGCGGGCAGCCACUGGAAAAGCCAAGCUCUUGGUAAACAAAAAGUUUAAACAAUUCAAAGGACUAUGUGAUACAAAUUUGGGCAUGGGUGAAACAAAUGGUAGAAGACCAACAAAUGGAGACCUUGCAGGAUUCUGGGAUAUGGUCAUGAUUCAGGUCGAUGAUGUAAAUAGCAUGUUUUCAAGCAUAGAUGAAUUACGUAAAAAUGGUUGGAUACAAACGCAGCCUCCUCCAGAUGAGACCGAUUUUUCUAAACGAUCAUCAUUAACCCGUCAGUCGUCGCUUUCAAGGCAGUCAUCUCUGGGCAAAGGCUCAAUAAGACGGCAAAAAUCAAAAGAAGAAGUAAAAGCUACUGAGGCUGAACAAAGAGCGGCUGCAAGAAAAAGAUUAGCUGCAGCAAAACGGACAGCAAGACAGAAAAUGCUGCAGAAAAACAAAUCUUUGGAUGAUGUUGAGAUAUUUUGUUCCCCGAAAAAGUAAAGCUGUGGACCAUUGCUUAAAGAGUAUAGUUUGAAGAAGCAUAUUUAUGGAAGAAUUUUUAAAUUGAAGUUAGAAGCUAGUAAGCUAUUAUUAUUCAAGGAUGUUUUCAAUUGCCCAAAAUAAAUAAUAUUAAAAUUCAAGAUAAAUCUAACAAUUAAAUUGUAAAGCUUUCAGUCUAUCACACAGGAAGUUAACUUAUUUUCAUUGUUUAUCAUCUCCAGACUUCAAAACUGACAUGUUUAGGUUGAAGGGCUAUUAAAAAAGGGCUGAAAACUGUUAUUCCAGCUAUUUAAAUAUAAGAAACUCUUCGCAUGUGAACACCCUGCCAUAUUUGUUGUAAUAAGUGACAUUUUGUAGAAGUAAGUGCUCUUUGGCAGCCAGUCCUUCAAGCCAUUCGAUUAUUGUUUUGUUUACGAUAACUGAAGAUAUCUUAUGGAACUUUAAACUGAAAGAAGGCUUUUAGAGUGAUUUUACCUAAACAAACAAUACAAAACAAAAGAUGUAGUAAGGCUGGGCACAUGUGUAGCACAAGUGCAAGCAUAAGUGUGCGCGAAACAUCAUAACUGGGACGCAUGUAUUAAUGGAAGUACAAGGAAUAGAAAAGUUUCAUUCUUUUAUGUCUGCAUAUUUGAAACUGCGACCAUUCUCUUAGGCUAUACUUGUUUGCUUGCACUUGCAAUGCCUGCAUAAACCAAGCCUUAGGAAGUAACAUUGUGCUUUACUCUGGGAUCUGUUUCAGAGGAAAUUAAUCAGUAAAAUCACUCUAAUUGAGUUCAUAAUUAUUGUAAAUAUCAUUGAAUUUGGGUUGAAAAUAUGCUGCUUCUAAUAACAGUUUUAGGUUAAAUUUAAUAAGUAUGAAAUUAUAUGUAUUACUAUUAACCGAAAACAACUGUAAAUUUGCUAUUUAUUUUUUGCUGUAGUUGGUGGAGAAAUGAAAGAAAUUUUUCUUGUGGUGUUGAAGUGUUUUGACUCUAAGUCAAAGUUUGUCCUCAAUAUCAUUUUAUCAUACAGCUUGUAUUUGUAAGGAUGUCUUUGUGCAUAGAAUGCUCAACUUGCUGUGAGCAUAUUUUAUUAGAUGAAAAAAGAAAAGUGUAAGCAAAGGAAUAAGAGGUAUUACUGUAUUUACUUGAAAAAGGGCCACAGUCUUUAUAAUUUUUUUUUUAAUUUUUGAUGCAGCGCUUUUUCAAUGCGGCGCUUGCUCAGUGGCAUGCUUAUUCAAGGUUGGUGCAUUUUAAAAACUAUAGCAACAACAAUCAAAACUAAGUUUAUGAAAGUGGUAUUCAAGUACCUACAUAUGGGCACAAGUGCCUUCAAAUAAGCUUUGCUCUAGAACCAAAGUAAUUCAAAUAAAGGCUGUAUUGUUGUUCCUGGUAUGGCACUUAUUCAAGGGCAUUGCGCACUGAUCUUUUUGCCGUCAUGUGCAGGACUCAUUCGAGGGCGGCUCUUAAUUAAGGCCAGUACUUUCUCAUUCAAGUAAAUUCACUAAUCAUUUGACAGAGGUGCCAUUUUAGAUAAUAUUUUAUAGAUUAAACGAUUUGUAAAUGCUUAAGGGUGUUAGUACCAACAGAAGAGUUUUCAAUGCAAGGCUUAUGAAAGCUCAAUGGGUGUUCUUAACAGUUGUUUUGAAGUUAUUUCUUGUACAUAAAGUAACAAAAAGAUUUACAGAGUUUAGUGAGAAAGAUCUCCCUUCACCCCCACUCCACCCCACCACUUGCCAAAACAAACUGCCAAGCAGUUCCUUUCUGUGGAUUUUGUUCUCAAGAAAUACUGACUAUUUAAGGAGAAUUUGAAAACUGUGCUUAAAAUUUUUGUCGCCCAUUAGUCAUUAAGCAGAUCUAGGUUGUCAGUAAUUUGAGAGGCGUGUUUUAAGUGUAUCACUACAUAAAAUGUUGUCACUUACAGAAAUGAUUGUCCGGUAUAUUUUUAUUGAAAGAAGUUUGAUCGUUUUUCACUGCCAAGAAUGGUUCAAAGAAAGGGACUGGUUCAAUCUCCUAAUUAAGUUAAAAGUUGAGGAUUUAGUAUAACAUGUAAUCACACCUCUAACUAGCCCAAUAUGGAAAUAAUUGGAUGAAAAAACUCCAGGGACUAACAGAAUAAGACAAGGCCACAGGCUGAGUCUAUUUUAGCAGUCGGGAAUUUUUUUGUAAUUCUAUUUUCCCAAAUUGGACUAGAAUUUAAUUGUAUUACCUAAUAAUAAUUUAUUGUUAUUUUGGGCUGAUGAUAUAAAUACCUGUGUUAUUGGCAAUUGCUGGAAUAACUUAUUGAAUUCAGGUUUGUUAAUAAUUUAUUAUUUAUAAUUGUACACUAACCAAUAGUAUUGUUUGAACCUUUUUCAGUUGGGCAUGAAAUUUACCAGUGAAGAUUGUUAUUAGAAGUUUUAUAUCAAUGGUAAUUUUCCAUGUAUGGAAAAUUUGACACCAAGAGUAGAAGUGAACAUUUAAAAGUUGCAUUCAACAAUUUUCCAUGUUUUUUUUUUUUGCGCUGUCAUGUAAGCAAACAUUGUUAAAGUUCAUUCAUGUAAUUUUUGAAGACAUUUCUUUUGACUUCCUUACUGUUAAAUUCUUUGCCUCAGUUGAGUUUUAGUUCAAUUUUUUUCAUCCUAAUUUAUGGUUAAAAUUAAUAAUCCUGAAAAAUUAGCAGAAGUGCGUGCUUCAUUAAGAGUGCUUAUGAACAUCUAGAUCAUGUUUUAUUUACUGUUCUUUUUUGAAGUUUUAAUUCUUACAACAUUGGAAUCAUGAGUCACAAGAUAACUUUUAUCUUUAUAGGUGGAGAAGAACAAUAAAGGUGUUAGAAUUGGUA